Molecule: messenger RNA, 726 nt
Organism: Caenorhabditis remanei
Lineage: Eukaryota; Metazoa; Nematoda; Chromadorea; Rhabditida; Rhabditidae
Exons: 1
Coding region: 1-726 (241 amino acids)
Source: RefSeq, a predicted model, not a curated record
AUGCCGUCGUCUUCUUCAUCUCGUUGUUCUUCUUCUGCCUCUUUGGCUUCUACUACUUUGUCUGUUUCUUCUUCUACAUCUUCUUCUAUUUCUUCAUCAAUCUGGAAAGCUGUAGAACUUAAAACUCUACCACUGCCAUCCUCUUCUUCUUCUUCGUCUAUGUUUUUUCAUUCUGCUUUUUCAAUCCCCACGAAACUUUGUGGAGUCGAAAUUGAACUUGAAAUGGAGCCGGCUGUUAUCCAAAAUCUGACAGAGGAACUGGAGAAAGCCGAGCUCGAAAACUCUAUCCUUAAGCAAAAAAUGGAUAUUCUGGGAAUCGAAAUUGGCGAUAUUUCCAAGAAGUUGGAGAAGUGUCAGGUGGAAUUGGAGGGAAAACGUCUGAAGUUUGAACAACUGAGUGCCGGGAAUCGUAUGGCUAAUAUCGUACUCAAGAAUCAGCAAAAAGAGAUCGGAUCGUUCCGUAUGGCUGAGAAGAUAUGGAAGCAUCAGCAGGAACAGCUUCAAAAACUUCGUGUCACUCAACAGGAAAAGCAGAAUCAGAAACCCUGGAACUACGGAGAAUCUUGGAGAUCCAAUCAAACGGUCGAAAAGAAUGAGAAGCCGUGCGAUAAGAAAGAGGGUUCGGAGGACGUGAAGCUACUUGUAAAUCAUGGAUACAAGAAGGCAGAGGCGGAGCAUAUUAUGAAGCAAGUGAUGGAGAUUAGAAAGAUGGAAGCUACGAAGUAA